This is a messenger RNA of Erigeron canadensis, 1681 nucleotides long. Its product is annotated as high affinity nitrate transporter 2.7. The record is from RefSeq and is a predicted model, not a curated record. Gene Ontology annotation, biological process: transmembrane transport. The coding region runs from base 105 to 1478 and encodes 457 amino acids. The transcript has 2 exons. NCBI's taxonomy places the organism in Eukaryota, Viridiplantae, Streptophyta, Magnoliopsida, Asterales, Asteraceae. Gene Ontology annotation, molecular function: nitrate transmembrane transporter activity.
AGUUUUGCUUAGACGAUGUUGAUUUAUUUGUUUACUUAAAAUUUGGCGUGUAAUUAUUUUUGUUUCAAAACACCUAUAUAUACUUGUAUCUCCAUGCUUAUAUCAUGAUCGGUCAUCCAGCUCCAAGAAUGGAACCUCGAAAGUUCACAAUUGCAGUCGACUCCGAUCACAAAGCCACUGAAUUCCGGUUAUUUUCCCUCUCCUCGCCUCAUAUGCGCGCUUUCCACCUCGCAUGGCUCUCUCUUUUCUCUUGUUUCUUCUCAACUUUCGCCAUCCCUCCCCUGCUUCCCAUCAUCCGUGAAGACCUUCAUCUUUCCCCAUCCGAUGUUGGAACCGCUGGAAUAGCCGCCUUUGCGGGGUCCAUCAUCUCCCGUCUCGCUAUGGGACCCGCAUGUGACAUCUUUGGCCCACGACUUGCUUCGGCCACCUUGUCUCUUGUCACUGCUCCCAUCCUUCUCUCGGCCGCGUUCGUUUCCUCUCCACUAUCGUUCAUCUUUCUUCGUUUCUUUGUUGGAUUCUCACUUGCUAACUUUGUAGCUAACCAAUUCUGGAUGAGCUCCAUGUUUUCCGGCUGCACCGUUGGACUAGCCAACGGCGUAGCUGCUGGGUGGGCCAAUGUUGGUUCUGGCCUCACUCAGCUAGUAAUGCCAAUUAUCUAUUCUAUAUUAAACACUGAUUUUAACUUAACACAGUCUGCCAGCUGGCGGACUGCAUUUGUAGUUCCUGCCCUUUUUCAAGCCAUAAUGGCUCUUAUGGUCCUGGCCUAUGGUCAGGACCUACCUGAUGGCAGCUAUAGAAAACGUGAAAAAGAUUCCAAAGAUAGCGGGGUAAAAGUGUUCCUCAAUGGGAUAACAAACUAUAGAGGAUGGGUUUUGGGCUUAACAUACGGAUACUGCUUCGGAGUGGAGCUUACAAUGGACAAUAUAAUCGCGGAGUAUUUUUACGACAGAUUUGGAGUGAACUUGGGGACGGCAGGGGUCAUAGCAGCUAGUUUCGGGUUUACAAAUUGGGUAUCGCGUCCCAGCGGUGGUGUAGUAUCGGACAAGUUAGGAAAGAGGUUUGGGGUGAAAGGGAGGUUGUGGGGUUUGUGGGUGGUGCAAACGGUGGCCGGUUUGUUGUGUGUAUGGUUGGGUCGAGUUAACACGAUGUGGGGUUCAAUUGCAGUGAUGUGUGCAUUUUCGUUUUUUGUUCAAGCUGCUUCUGGCCUUACAUUUGGAGUCGUUCCAUUUGUUUCCAAAAGAUCAAUGGGAGUGAUAUCAGGAAUGACAGGGAGUGGAGGGACAGUUGGGGCAGUGGUGACACAAUUGCUAUUGUUUUCAGGCUCCAAUAAUAUCUCUACACAAACUGGGAUUUCACUUAUGGGUGUUAUGAUGAUACUAUCUACACUUUCACUUACCACCAUUUACUUCCCUCAAUGGGGUGGCAUGUUUUGUAACCCUGCUUCCUUAGAUGACCAAGAUUACCAACUCCUUGCUUAAGUUAUACAAAACCAGCAACAAAGGGUGUAGUCAAUAUGAUAUAUCGAACCAAGCAAUAAACGUUGUACAGUUUUCAUAGAUACGUACACUAUUGUAGGUUUUAUGUUCAAAUUAUAUAAAUUAGCUAGGUUCGUUUUGUAUAUAAGUGGAUGUUGUAUUUGUAGUACUUGAUCAAUCAAAAGACAAGUGUUUUUUUGUUCCAA